Messenger RNA from Neolamprologus brichardi, 1907 nucleotides. Its product is annotated as heparan sulfate glucosamine 3-O-sulfotransferase 6-like. The record is from RefSeq and is a predicted model, not a curated record. NCBI's taxonomy places the organism in Eukaryota, Metazoa, Chordata, Actinopteri, Cichliformes, Cichlidae. Gene Ontology annotation, molecular function: [heparan sulfate]-glucosamine 3-sulfotransferase activity.
CUGAGUUUUAAAGGACAAACGAUUCAAAAUGAUCAGAGGACAUCUUUAGUAGCUCUUUUCUGAAUUAUGAAUGUAACUUCUGACAAGUCCACUGUGCCACUCCACUGCUGAGAGAAGCUCCCCGUGUGAUGGAUCAGCUUUGCGCAACAGGUUCUCCAAAGAACAUUUAAGCUCGAACUCUGAUCCAUGUAGGGAACAAAAAGAAGCAUGCUGUCACCGCUUUGGCCCUUUGGCAUCGAGCAGGAGAUCAACUCAUGGGAUGUAGUGGCUGCAGAUUCAGGGUCAACUUUGGGAAGGCGCUGUCCAAAGUCUCGGUCUUUUUCACCAUGGUCCUAAUCUUCACCUACUUCUUCUACUGCCUCACCGGAUUUUGUGAUUCGGCUCCAAGAGCUGCAUACAGACAAGAAACUUCAGACUUGGACUAUGACAUUUUGGACGAUCUGCGGCCACCCCGGCGCCUCUUCCCCGAUGCGCCGUUUCAGCGGAACCGCACAGGCUCCGAGGACGCUCCGGCUGAGCCGUCACAGAAUACGCUGGACAGCGAAAAGGAGACUGUCCAGAGCAACGACAUUCCCGUGUCCAACACUUUCGGGACCAAAAGGUUUCCGCAGGCGAUUAUAAUCGGCGUGAAGAAAGGAGGGACUCGCGCCCUGCUGGAGUUUCUCCGCAUCCACCCGGACGUGAGAGCGUUCGGCGCGGAGCCGCACUUCUUCGACAGGUUUUACGAUAAAGGGCUGGAGUGGUACAGGAACCUGAUGCCUCGGACACUCGACGGGCAGAUCACUAUGGAGAAGACACCCAGCUACUUUGUCACCAAAGAGGCUCCAAGUCGCAUCUGCACUAUGAAUUGUCAAACCAAGCUUAUUGUCGUCGUCAGGGACCCGGUGACGAGGGCUGUGUCUGACUACACCCAGACGCUGUCCAAGAACCCAGGGCUUCCAUCCUUCCAGAGCCUCGCUUUGAAAAACUCCUCCACAGGUUUGAUUGAUACCACGUGGAGUGCUGUGCGCAUCGGCCUCUAUGCCAAGCACCUGGAGAACUGGCUCCAGUACUUCCCUUUGUCUCAUUUUCUGUUUGUUAGCGGCGAACGACUGGUGUCUGAUCCAGCUGGGGAGAUGGGCCGAGUUCAGGACUUCCUGGGUUUAAAAAGGGUUGUUUCGGACAAGCAUUUCUACUUCAACCAGACAAAAGGUUUUCCCUGCUUGAAGAAGCCAGAGGGAAGCAGCAGACCCCGCUGCCUCGGAAAGUCUAAAGGCAGGCCUCAUCCCCAGAUCCCCUCUGAGGUACUGCAGAGACUCAGAGACUUCUACAGGCCCUUCAACCACCGUUUCUACCAGAUGAGUGGACAGGACUUUGGCUGGGACUAAGCAAGAGUCUUCUUUGUGGAGAGAUGCUCAUUUACUGUUUCCACAGGGCUAAUGUUCUCAGGGUACUGGGAGAGACAAAGUCCAUUCUGCCUCAGUGGAGUCAACACGACAUGCAGCACUCAUGAACUGUCACUGUGUUGUUGUAUUUUGAGGCUCAGACGGACAUAGUGCUGCUAAUAUAAAAACGACAAAUUUAGUUAAUGGCUUAAAUAUAUAACCGUUAAACUGUUUUUGACAUUCUUUAUGUACAGAUUAGAAGAAAAGGUGAUAUUUAUAGUUUCUGUUGAAUACAACAGGUAUUUUUUUAUUAUUAUUAUUAUUAAAGAAGUGUAUUUAUUGCGCGACAAAGCAGGACAUAAUACCAACAUCUGACAGGACAUUGGGAGUAAUGUAAUACUCUUUGCCUGCAUUUACAUAUUUUCCAGUCUUUUGAAUGCUACAUACAGUUUGAUGUUGCAGGACAUUCCUCAGUGCAUUGCAGUUGAUAUACCAAUGAUACCUCAUUUGUAAAUAUUAAGUCGAAACCAUGCGUAGACACAU